Messenger RNA from Paramecium octaurelia, 1573 nucleotides. Lineage: Eukaryota; Ciliophora; Oligohymenophorea; Peniculida; Parameciidae. The record is from the annotation of a GenBank genome assembly.
AUGGAUUCUAAUUUGCAAAAUCUCAUAAAGAAUUAUGCUCCUUUGUCUGAUUUCUGCCCAGACCCAAAUUAUUAAUUUGAAGAGUUUAAAGAUAAAUUGUUCCAGCCAUUCAGCAGAUAAGAAAAAAUAAGUAAAUGUUGUGACUUUUCAAAAUAAACAUAAGUGCAAAAGGAUUUGGAAGAUGAAUAUGAGACAGUGGGAUAGAAAGUAAUCAAAAAGCCUGUGCAAAAAAAGAUUGCUUUUGUCCCUUAGUAAUAAUAACAAGUUGUGUAUCAAUCGUAUUAUUAAACCGGAAAGAAGAGCAAGAUGUCAUAGGCUGCAAAGAGAGUGAUUGUUUAUAAGAAAUGCAGAUUCAAGGACUCAAUCUCAAUUAAGACUGAUUGGAUUAGUAUUCAUGAGACAUAAAAGUAAAAUAUUGAGAAGGUUUAAUAUUCAUUGAUUGACAUCAAAGAGAUCCAGAGCAUAGGAACAAUAAAAAAAUAUAACAAAGAAUUCGAUAAAGUGAGACCAAAUUAUGAGAAAAAGAUUUCCAUUAUAGGAGGAGAAGUUAUAUCAGGAUCUGUAUAGGACGACAAAUAUUUUAAACAACUCAUAGCAGAAAGGUAAGGAACAGAAGAGAUACCAACUAUCUACACAACUGACAAAUUGUUAUUUGCAGUUUAAACACUCAAGUAUUCAAUUUACCCUUGGGAUAUUUUGGUAACUAAGAAAGGUAAUUCUUAUAUCUUUGACAAAUGUCCUUAAAACAGAAGCGAAUUGACAUAUUUGGAAUUGCAAACCAUAAAUGAAAAUAUUACAGUUGACAUGCCUGAAGACGAGAAGACAGUAAGAAAUUACUGCGAGGAAAGCACAAUUGCCUAGUUGAGUUGGUAAUUGUUAAGUACCUACAAUCAACCAGUGCUCUUUUCAAAUUCAUUACAAAAUGAUGAAGAGACAGAACAAAACGAUUAAGCUGAAAAAUAUCUUUUUUCUGAAGAUCUUUGCUUCAAAUAUUUGGAAGUGUCAGUAAAGGAUAGAAUCGAGAAAGCAGCUAAAGGAGAAGAAGUGAGAGCCGGAUAAGAAAGAUUUAAAGUGGUGGUGAGAACUACAGUUGAAGCUGAAAACAAUGAUGGACAACCAGUGUUGGUGAAAUCAUUGAAUGAAUGUGAGACACCUCCCGACUGGAAGAAAUCAUUAUUAUCUUAAGCUGGUAUUACUACUAAGUAAGUGUUUAUCUAAAUAAAAUAGUACCGCUUAGGUGUAUAAUACCAACAAUAUUGCCAAGUGGUUGUGUUAGGCAUAAUUAUUAGAGUGUGAAGAGAUCAAGGUUGGUUAUUUGGCUAGAUAAAACUAAAAGGAUCAAGACAAACACUCUUUAUUGCUGGUGGAAACAUUCACAUAAAGAGAUUUGGCUGCCAUCAUUAACUUUAAAUCUGUUGAGAUUUGGCAAAGUGUGAGAUAUUUGGUUGAUUAUCUGAAGACUUAAGAGGAUGGAGUGUAUGUUCUCUUAAAACAAGCUUAUAAAUAAUCAGUUAGAAUAUUCAAUGUUAGAGACAAUGACGAAUUGCAGGAAGAUGACUAGGAUUCAUUAUGA